AGAGAGCGAGAGAGCGAGAGCCCCCCCUCCCAAUCUAACAACAUCCCCAACCCCGCAGGCUCGAGCACAACGACCCCACCCCCCAACCCCCUCUGAGAGAGGAGACGGAGCGAACGAGGCGCACAUACAGAGUCACGGAGAAAACACCGUUUCGGGAUCCCGGCUCCGCUUUGCCCUCAACCCGGGCCUAAUGCUGUAGCAGACAGCGCAGGAGGAGCUCGAGCGAGAGACCGCGCACUGAUUGAGAGUCGGUGAGGGACAGGGCGCACCGGAGAGAAGACGGGAUUGCUCACUCGCCUGGAAACAUGGGAUGUACGCUGAGCGCCGAGGAGCGCGCUGCUCUGGACCGGAGCAAGGCCAUCGAGAGGAACCUGAAGGAGGACGGGGUGGUCGCCGCCAAGGACGUCAAGCUGCUUCUGCUCGGCGGCGGGGAGUCCGGUAAAAGCACCAUCGUCAAACAGAUGAAGAUUAUCCAUGAAAAUGGCUUUUCUGGGGAUGAUGUGAAGCAGUAUAAGCCUGUGGUCUUCAGCAACACCAUCCAGAGCUUGGCGGCCGUCCUCCGAGCCAUGGACACACUGGGCAUCGAGUUUGUAGACAAGGAUAGAAAAGCCGAUGCCAAGCUGGUGUGCGAUGUGGUCACCCGUAUGGAGGACACGGAGCCGUACUCUGCAGAGCUUCUCACCGCCAUGCAGCGCGUGUGGGCCGACGCCGGGCUCCAGGAGUGCUUCAACCGCGCUCGGGAAUACCAACUGAACGACUCCGCUCAAUACUACCUGGACAGUCUAGACCGCAUCGGGGCAGUAGACUACCAGCCCACAGAGCAGGACAUCCUGAGGACCCGAGUGAAGACUACCGGUAUCGUCGAAACCCACUUCACCUUCAAAAACCUCCAUUUUAGGCUGUUUGACGUUGGGGGUCAGAGGUCAGAGAGGAAGAAGUGGAUCCACUGCUUUGAAGAUGUGACUGCCAUUAUCUUCUGCGUUGCGAUGAGCGGAUACGACCAGGUGCUCCAUGAAGAUGAGACAACUAACCGCAUGCAUGAGUCACUCAUGCUCUUUGACUCCAUCUGUAACAACAAGUUCUUCAUCGACACCUCAAUCAUCCUCUUCCUCAACAAGAAGGAUCUGUUCGCGGACAAGAUCAAGAAGUCACCGCUGACGAUCUGUUUUCCAGAAUACACGGGUGCUAAUACUUACGACGAUGCUACUGCAUAUAUUCAGGUUCAGUUUGAGAGCAAGAACCGCUCUCCUAAUAAGGAGAUCUACUGUCACCUGACCUGUGCCACAGACACAGGAAACAUCCAGGUAGUGUUUGAUGCCGUCACCGACAUCAUUAUUGCAAACAACCUUAGAGGGUGUGGCUUAUACUGAGGCCUGGCCAAGCACAGAGGUUGUUAUGGAGAGUAUGAGGUGUUAAUAAUGAUAAUUUAGAUGAUACUUAAACACAUUAAUAUGUAAUUCUUUAUUCUACACGUCCAAAUGGACCCAAAGAGCUGCCGUCUGACACCACACUGGAUUAUUGCCAUGAUUUGUUCCCUUCCUCUCAUUUUGAUUUCAGUAUACAACCCCAGUUUUGUCCUAUAAAAAUGUGUUUGUGAGCUGAAUGUUUCAUGUUUUCUGAUGACUGUGUCCACAACUGGGAAGGUCAGAAGGGGCAGCACCAGGCUUUUGUUCAGCUGGAGCCUCGUUUAGCUAAACUCAGAAAUGCAACGCGAGGAGAGUGCAGUGUCAUUUCUAACCACAGCGCGGACUACGGUUCCCUUCUUUAAGUGACGUUUUUAUGUGCAAGUCUCGAGGCAUUUAUAUCUGUACUGAAAAUAGCCUGUUGUGCUGCGUUUGAAGAGCUGCUGUGUGUAUGAAGGUGGACAUGAUGAUGAUGAUGAUGAGGUUGGGGAGGUGCUGUACUCGUGGCUGACGGUCAUGGUUGGGAAGGAGGCUAUUUUAACUUUCAGAAGGGACAAAGCUUCCCUCCUUCAGACCCACACAUGACUGAGUAGCCUGCAGGUCUUUUCCACUCUGUUUUCUCUUUUACUUUAAAACAUAAUGAGAGGAUUCUUCUGUUCAGAGUGGCUACCCAUUUCCAUUGGCCUCCUGCAGUGUGAGGAAAAAAUGCCUCGCAGCCAAUGAUAGCUUAAAAAAAACUAAAAACACAUCAUAUUGGUGCCAACCAUCUGAGGACAGAUUAGAAUCAGAAAUUAUAGUUCAUGUUCAUACUAUCACGUGCUAUUAUUUAAAUAACAGAUUAUUAUCAUCAAAUGACUUAUUUAUUCAAGCCUCAUGCACUCCAUACCUCCUACCUCCUGAAAUCCCGUGCCACAUAUUUAUUUCCCGACAUGACAAACUGGGGGUACAACAGACACCUGUCUCGGGUUCAGAGGGCAGAAAGCAGCCCUCCGAUGACACCUUGUUCUCUGUGUGGUGCUUUACCCUUCGAUGUGAAUCUGUGUAGAAGUAGAAGACUGAACAAUAUCAUUUGAGGCGGCCAGUCUGGGGGAGUCGUGGGUUCCCCCCCCAAUCAGUAAACAGGGAACCAUUAGCCCCCCCCCCCCCCCCCACACACACACACCUCCUCCCCCGUUUCACUUUUCACAGAGAAAAAAAGUACAGCUCUCCAUUUUCACCUGUGCACCCAGAAAUUUCUCCCAUCUCUCUCUAUACUCUUAUCUAUCACAUAUCAGUCCCUAUAUCCAUUUUCACCUUAAAAGCACCGUACUGUAUAUAUAUUAUGAUUAUACCAGAUUUUUUUUUUUUUUACUGUGAAUGUUUUUGUGCUGCACCCCAUCCUAUUUGGUAGUUUAUUGGUUGCUCUCAUGUGGAAUGUUUGUGCUGAGCCAAUCGAAUGUUGUGUUUACAUUAAAGCCACACUUUUCCUAACUAUU
Molecule: messenger RNA, 2878 nt
Organism: Pseudoliparis swirei
Lineage: Eukaryota; Metazoa; Chordata; Actinopteri; Perciformes; Liparidae
Gene: gnao1b
Product: guanine nucleotide binding protein (G protein), alpha activating activity polypeptide O, b
Exons: 8
Coding region: 306-1370 (354 amino acids)
Biological process (GO): G protein-coupled dopamine receptor signaling pathway; adenylate cyclase-modulating G protein-coupled receptor signaling pathway
Cellular component (GO): heterotrimeric G-protein complex
Molecular function (GO): G protein-coupled serotonin receptor binding; GTPase activity; corticotropin-releasing hormone receptor 1 binding
Source: RefSeq, a predicted model, not a curated record